AUGCAAUGGCAGCAGCAGCAGCAGCUCUGUCUGCUGCUGUUGCUGAUCGUUUUUCUGCUCUGUGUGGGGGCUCCGUGUGCGCACUGCUCCUUGCUGCGUCCUGCAGCAGCAGCAGCAGCAGCAGCAACAGCAGCGAAACUCCCAGGAGGCUUGCCGCUGCAGAUUAGAAUAGCCUUCCGCCCAUGGAAGCGUGAACAGCAUAAACAGGUUCAGCAGCAGCAACAGGAGCUGCAGCAGCUGCUGCAGCAGCAGCAGCACAGCCGUAUGCAAUGGUUCCUGCGGCGUUCUACAGCAGCAGCAACAGCAACAGCAGCAGCAGCAGCAGCAAAGGAUGGCCUCGCCAAGCCCAUUGCGGCGCCUCUUGCAGCAGCAGCAACAGCAGCUGCUGUGGCCUCUGCUGGUGCAGCUGCAGCUGCAGCUGUUGUGUACGCUGCAGUAGAGCUCCAGCGGCGGUGGCAGCAGCAGCAGCAGCAGCAGCAGCCCCUCUUGCUGCAGGCUGUUGCAGCAGGUGGUCCGUUGCUGCUGCUGGAGCUGCCGUCAAUCAAAGAAGCCCGACUGCAUAGUUACCCUCUCGUCGGGAAUACAGUGGCCAGCAUUUGUCUCCUAUCAAACUUGCUAACACAGCAGCAGCAGCAGCAACAACAACAGCAGCUAAGCUCAGCUGCUGCUCCAGCAGCAGCAGCAGCAGCAGCAGCAGCACGGAGGUUUUCAGUGGGAGCGCAGCAGCUGCUGCAGCGGGCGUUUAAGGUGAAGGGAUACGGAGCAGCAGCAAGUGCAGCAGGAGUAGGAGGCGAGUUAGUUAUGCUGCAGCAAGGUAAUCAGCAGCAGCAGCAGCAACUGCUGCUGCAGCAGAGAGCCCUGCAGCGGUCGCGCCUGCUGCACAUUGCUGCAGCAGUGCUGCUGCCGCAGUACAAGCUGCUGCUGCAGCAGCUGCAGCAGGAAGCAAUAAAUCUGUUUGCUGAGUGCACAGAGCAUUUGGUUCCAGGAGCUGCUGCUGCUGCUGCUGUUGCUGCAGCGGAGCAGCAGGCGCUGCUGCUGCUGCGCAACAACGCAUGCGCAGCAGCAGCAGCGGCGCAGCAGCAGCAGGACCAGCAGCAGCUAGGACUCAUGGAUUCCCCUUGCUUUCAAGAAGCGCUUGCUGCAGCAGAGCAGCAGCUGCAGCAGCAGCUGCAGCAACAGCUACGGCAGCGAGAAGACGAAGGCUGUGUUCUUGCUGCAGCGCAAGCAGCAGCAGCAGCGGAGAAAAAAAGAAUGCUGCUGCAGCCACUGCUGCUGCUGACUGCGCGCCUGGCGCUGCGGCUGUUGCCUGCACUACUGCAGCAGCAGCGGCAGCAGCAGCAACAGCAGCAGCAGCAGCAGCAGCAGAGGGGGGCCACUGUGUUAGGGAAGCUCUGGCAGGUGGUGCUACAUAUCUUUAUGCUGCUAGCCUCUUAA
Molecule: messenger RNA, 1434 nt
Organism: Eimeria acervulina
Lineage: Eukaryota; Apicomplexa; Conoidasida; Eucoccidiorida; Eimeriidae
Exons: 2
Coding region: 1-1434 (477 amino acids)
Biological process (GO): regulation of transcription by RNA polymerase II
Cellular component (GO): SWI/SNF complex; nucleus
Molecular function (GO): transcription coregulator activity
Source: RefSeq, a predicted model, not a curated record